This is a messenger RNA of Microthlaspi erraticum, 222 nucleotides long. The record is from the annotation of a GenBank genome assembly. NCBI's taxonomy places the organism in Eukaryota, Viridiplantae, Streptophyta, Magnoliopsida, Brassicales, Brassicaceae.
AUGAGGAAGAACUUCACUCUGUUUCUGCUGGGAAAAGAUGAUGAGAAGAACUUCAAUUGUGAUUUUCGAUCCAAAGAAUUAUCUCAACGUAAAGAGAAGCUGUUAAGACGUGAAGAACAUGCGUUCUCAGAUAUCGCAACCUCCUCCGCGUAUCUCGUCCACGUGCAGCUACCGAUCCCGCUAUAUCCUGAUCCGAACGGUCGAAGCGAGAUUCUCGUUUGA